Aspergillus homomorphus CBS 101889 is the source of this 1395-nucleotide messenger RNA. Its product is annotated as hydroxymethylglutaryl-CoA synthase. Gene Ontology annotation, biological process: acetyl-CoA metabolic process; ergosterol biosynthetic process. The record is from RefSeq and is a predicted model, not a curated record. The transcript has 3 exons. Lineage: Eukaryota; Fungi; Ascomycota; Eurotiomycetes; Eurotiales; Aspergillaceae. The coding region runs from base 1 to 1395 and encodes 464 amino acids. Gene Ontology annotation, molecular function: hydroxymethylglutaryl-CoA synthase activity.
AUGACGCGUCCCGCCAACGUCGGCAUCAAGGCCAUCGAGAUCUACUUCCCCAGCCGCUAUGUCCCGCAAGGAGACCUAGAGGGCUACCUCGGCGCCAGCAAAGGAAAACACACCAUCGGCCUGGGCCAAACAAACAUGAGCUUCUGCGACGACCGCGAGGAUAUAAACAGCCUAUCCCUCACAACGCUCUCCGCCCUCCUAACCAAACACUCAAUCCCCGCAAAAAGCAUUGGCCACCUCUCCGUCGGGACCGAAUCGUUGAUAGACCGCUCAAAAUCCACGAAAACAGUCCUCACCCAGCUCUUCUACCCAGAGAACCCCGACCUCGAAGGCGUGGACACAUACAACGCAUGCUACGGCGGGACCGCGGCGCUGCUCAACGCGGUAGCAUGGAUCGAGUCCUCAGCGUGGGACGGGCGGGACGCGGUGGUGGUGUGCGGGGAUAUCGCGGCGUACGAUACCGCAGACACCGCGGCACGACCAACAGGGGGAGCAGGGUGCGUGGCGAUGCUGGUUGGGCCGGAUGCGGCGGUGGUGGUGGAGGCCGGGGCGCCGCGCGCUUCGUACAUGCGCCAUGUGUAUGAUUUCUGGAAGGCGGAUCAUGCGCGCGAGGGACCCGUGGUGGAGGGGCAUUUGUCGCAGAGGUGCUAUUUGGAGGCGGUGGAUGGGUGUUAUCGGCGGUGGGUGCGGAAGAUGGAGGUGAAGGUUCGAAGGGAGGGAGAGGAGGGGGAGGUGAACGGUCACAAUUCGGAACGAGGCGCUGGCAUUGGCAUCGACUCCUUCGACUACUUCCUCUUCCAUGCCCCGAAUUGCAAGCUCGUCGCAAAGGCCUACGGCCGGCUUCUCUGGAACGAUCUUCUCGGCGCCGAUGCUGUGCCUGCCGAGCUGUUGGCGCUGGCUGCUGGCCUUGAGCGCGACGACGGGGCCACUCUCGCGAAUAAGGCCCUCGAGAAGGAGCUUAUAGCCCGCGCGAGGGCGCGCUUCGAGCGGUGCGUGCAGCCCGGCCUGCUGGUUCCCACGCAGUGCGGGAAUAUGUACACGGCCAGUCUGUACUCCGGGCUGGUGAGUCUGCUGGGCACCGUGCCCAGUGCGGACCUCCAGGGGAAGCGGAUCGGCAUGUUCAGCUACGGUAGCGGGCUGGCGAGUACCAUGUUCACUCUGGUGGUGCGCGGGGACACCACUGCGAUGGCGGAAAAGUUGGAUCUCAAGCGGCGGCUGGAGGCGCGCGUGCCCGCUACCCCGGAGCUGUGGGAUGAGAUGUGCCAUCAGCGUGCGCGGGCGUAUCAACAACGGAACUAUACGCCCAAGGGGGAUAUCGAGUCCCUCCUUCCGGGCACCUACUAUCUAGACUAUGUGGAUGAGAAGUUCCGGAGGACAUACAAAGUCAAGGCGUGA